Messenger RNA from Cryptomeria japonica (Japanese cedar), 852 nucleotides. Its product is annotated as (S)-stylopine synthase 1-like. Gene Ontology annotation, molecular function: heme binding; oxidoreductase activity, acting on paired donors, with incorporation or reduction of molecular oxygen; monooxygenase activity. NCBI's taxonomy places the organism in Eukaryota, Viridiplantae, Streptophyta, Pinopsida, Cupressales, Cupressaceae. The record is from RefSeq and is a predicted model, not a curated record. The transcript has a single exon. The coding region runs from base 1 to 852 and encodes 283 amino acids.
AUGGAACAAACGCUGGUUGUUGUGAAGUAUCUUCCCGCUUUUCAUUUCCUUCAUAAUCCCACUGUACAAGGGACGUUUAUUUUUCUUGUAGCAGCUUCACUCAUUUCCACAUUUGUUGCUCUAGCUUUUCUGUUCUCAUCAACUAAAGAGACGAAAUGGCCUCCAUCUCCACCAAGGCUGCCAUUAUUAGGCAACUUGCAUCAGCUAAGUAAGGGUGGAAAUCUUCUUUCCACCUUGACAGACAUGGCCAAAACAUAUGGUCCUGUCAUCACAGUUUGGAUGGGCCCAUCGCCACUUAUAGUCCUCACCGGCCAAUCUUCAAUCUGGGAGGCCCUGGUUAACCAGGCCACCAAUUUUUCUGGUCGACCGUCACCCUACUCUAGGCAAUUUACCAGUGCCUCUUUCAGGACUAUGACUAGUUCUCCCUACAACGAGCACUGGACUAAGCUCAGAAAGGUUCUGCACAACAAUGUUCUCAGCCCCGUCCACGUUGCACUUCAAAGCCCUUCUCACCAGGAAGCUGCGAAUAAACUCAUCAAGAAACUAGAAAAAGAGAUGAAAGAGAAGAAUAGUGUGGUGAGGCCCUUUCAUUCCUUCAAAAUGAUGGGGAUGAGUUUUAUGGCCCACUUAUGCUUUGGCUUGGACUUUCGAGACGAGAUUUUCUUGUCUAAGCUGGAAGAAUUCAUAGAAGAAGAUAUUAAUCUGACUAAAGAUGCAGAUGUGUUUCUGGAUUCAUUUCCUCCUGCUCGUUUCUUUGUUCCUUCAUCAAUCAGAACGGAAAGAAAAUGGAAGUCUCUGAGAGCUGAUGUUCUGCGUCUUCUGGUGCCUUUAAUCCGAUUUGCUCGCAGUUAG